Molecule: messenger RNA, 4419 nt
Organism: Ipomoea triloba (trilobed morning glory)
Lineage: Eukaryota; Viridiplantae; Streptophyta; Magnoliopsida; Solanales; Convolvulaceae
Product: helicase-like transcription factor CHR28
Exons: 12
Coding region: 274-4044 (1256 amino acids)
Molecular function (GO): ATP-dependent chromatin remodeler activity; ATP binding
Source: RefSeq, a predicted model, not a curated record
CCUAUUUCCAUUCAAAAGCAACGUCACCCCCAAGCUAAAUAGGAAAAGAAAAGGUCAGAAAAAAUACAAAGUAUCGUCACUGAAAUCGAAAGGAAUCUUCUUGCAAACUUCGAUUGCAACUCGGUCUUCUACUCUUUCCCCACCUGUACAGACGCAUAUAUAGACAACAAUCAUAGGUGAAGUGAAUGAAAAUUACCUUGAUUAGAUCGUGUACAGAAUUGGAGAGCUAGGGUUUUUGUUUCCGCACUAAUUGGUUGGUUGGUUGGAAUUGCGAUGAUGAUGGCGAACGGGGCCGCGGAAAUACGGUAUCCGGAGGAGCCGUCGGCAGCCGGCGGCGAGGAUUGUGAAAACCCCGAGCAUCUGUCUAUCGAUCUCGAGGCGCUAUGGGGCAUGCUUGGGGAUAAGAAUUCCGACCCUCCGCAGAGUAUGCUCGGGGAUUCACCAGAUGAAAAGCCACAAGGAAACUCUUCCUCAACGCAUCCAUUUUCAGCAACUUCAUUUAAGCCAGAGGCUUUGGAUUGUAGGAUUGGAGUUUCAAAUGGUUCACCUAGCGAUUUGACAGGGAGACCUGUAAUAAUUGAUGCCCCAAAGUUUGACUCUUCAUUUCAAGUUGGCUCUGCAGUGCAUGUUUCAGAUGGGAGCCUGAGUGACUGGAAGCUUCCAGGCAAUGAAUCUUCUGGGGUGGAAUUGGAUAUGCCUUCAUAUGAUGAACCUCUCUCUGCCUCCAAUCCAGCUGAGACUUUUGAUUAUUUGGGUGGAAAUUGGGGGCAGUACCCUGACAUAUUGUCAGCAGAUAUUCCAUCAUCAUCAUCAUCUCUUUUACAACAGGAUUUUCAAUACAAGUCUGAUUUUAAGUUGUUGCCUUGUAAUGGUGAUAAGAUGCUUAAUUCAAAGGAAGAAGAACAGGAACCUCCAACUCGGUAUACUAGCACAGACAGCAUGAUAGGCAAUGAGGAUUUGACAGGAAGUACAGACGAAGUUUGGGAUGGUCCUACAAUUGCUAACUCUGAUAUCAAGGAUCUGAAUUUUAACUAUUGUGGUGUUGAUAAUAGUAAAUUCCUUACUGUGAUGAAGGCCUCUGAUCAGCAGCACGGUCAGUCAAGUAGGUUCUGUACAAAGUCAGCACAUAUAAAGGAUAGAAAGGAUGAACUGAUUAAUAGGAAACCAUUUGGUGCUGCUGAAACAGUCAUUGCUAAAGAACUUUCAAAUCCACAUUUCCCUCGUCAUUUGCCUUUCCAUUCAAGCAAAAUGGAUAUACUUUAUGGAAAGCAUCAAAAUAAAGAUAUGUUCCCCGAGUUUGUAAACCCUGGCUAUCAUUCUAAUGUGUUCAUUGAUGGUACUUCUGAAAUGCCCAUUCUUAUUAAUCAUGAUCAUGGUCCAGAUUUACUGGUUGGAGAGAAACAUCUUUCAUUGCCAACUUCUUCAGUUAAGAAUCAGUUAGGUUGUGCUAGAACAGAGAACACACAUAUUUCGGGGAAGACAUUUGACUCCCAUAUGGCAACAUUUACCCCCCAAGUAUUUCAAAUUAGUUCAUACGCUGAAAAACCUUAUGCUGAUACAGAUGACGACGACGAUGAUGAUGAUGUGUGCAUUCUUGAGGAUUUGAGUGCACCUGCACGGCCAAAUCCAUGUGUGUCUAAAGGAAAGUCCCUCGUUACUUUUCAGCAUGCUACAUUUAGUGAAACUUUUAAUCAUGCUGGAGUGGGACAGAUGAGGCUCAAGUUAAAUAAUGAGCAAUCUGUUUUCCAAGCUGCCCUGCAGGACCUUUCUCAGCCAAGAUCAGAAGAUACUCCUCCAGAUGAUGCUUUGGCUGUUCCUCUUUUGAGACAUCAGCGAAUUGCUUUAUCAUGGAUGGUUAAGAAGGAAACAAUGAAUCCACACUGUUCUGGUGGGAUUCUUGCAGAUGAUCAGGGACUUGGAAAGACAAUAUCGACUAUUUCACUUAUACUCAAAGAAAGGCCUUCAUCCGUCAGAGUCUCUACAGCCAUCUCAAAACAAACAGAGGCAGAGACAUUGAAUUUGGAUGAGGACACUGCUGUUGAUACACAAUUGCCAAGUAAAAGUGAUUCUUGUCAAGCCAAUGGAAGUCCCAUUACAGGUGCUAAAAAAGGUAGGGCAGCUGCUGGCACCCUUGUUGUAUGUCCAACGAGUGUCCUUCGUCAAUGGUCUGAUGAAUUGCAUAAUAAGGUAACAAGCAAAGCCAAUCUUUCUGUUCUUGUAUACCAUGGAAGCAACAGAACCAAGGAUCCUUUAGAGCUAGCCAAGUAUGAUGUUGUGGUUACAACAUAUGCAAUUGUAAGCAUGGAAGUUCCAAAGCAGCGUCUUGUUGAAGAUGAAGAUGACGAGACAGGAAAGCGAACUGAGGGUUCUAUGGAACUUUCAUAUAGUAAAAAGAGGAAAAAUCCUCCGAGCUCAGGAAAGAAAUCAUCAAAGCUCAAAAAGGGAAUGGACAGUGAAUUGCUUGAUACUUAUACUCGUCCCCUUGCUCGAGUUGCAUGGUUUAGGGUUGUAUUAGAUGAGGCUCAAUACAUCAAGAAUCACAAAACUCAAGUAGCUCGGGCUUGUUGGGGUCUGCGUGCGAAACGCCGGUGGUGCUUGUCGGGUACACCUAUCCAAAAUGCAAUUGAUGAUCUGUAUAGCUACUUCAGAUUUCUCAGAUUUGAUCCAUAUUCUUCACAUAAAGUAUUUUGUGCGUCACUCAAAGUCCCAAUUCAAAAAAAUUCAUCAAGUGGGUAUAAAAAGCUGCAAGCUGUGCUUAAGACCGUAAUGCUUCGUCGCACUAAAGGUACACAUAUUGAUGGAGAACCAAUCAUUGCCCUUCCACCUAAAAGAAUAGAAUUAAAAAAAGUGGAAUUUACAGACGAGGAACGAAAUUUCUACUGCAAACUUGAGGCUGAUUCACGUGCACAAUUUGCAAAAUAUGCUGCUGCUGGAACUGUCAAACAGAAUUAUGUCAACAUAUUACUGAUGCUUUUGCGACUUCGUCAAGCUUGUGAUCAUCCUCUUCUGGUUGGGGGAUCCAAUUCAAGUUCGGUCUGGAGAUCCUCUACUGAUAUGGCCAAGAAACUGCCCCAGGAGAAACAAAUUGAACUCUUGAAUUGUUUGGAGGCUUCAUUAGCAAUUUGUGGCGUAUGCAAUGAUCCUCCAGAAGAUGCUGUCGUUUCAAUCUGUGGCCAUGUCUUUUGCAAUCAGUGCAUUUGUGAACAGCUAACUGGCGAUGAUACCCACUGUCCUGCUCAAAAUUGCAAAAUGCGGCUCAGUGUUUCUUCAGUAUUCUCUAAAUCAAUUCUAGUUGGUUCUUUAUCUGAUCAGCCCAAUGCAGUAACUGAUCUUGAUUGCCCUGGUUCUAGACCAUGCAAAACAUCUGACUUUUCGUCUAUGGGAUGUUCAUCAUAUGAUUCAUCAAAAAUCAAGGCCGCACUUGAGGUGCUUCUGUCUCUGUCUAAACCACAGGAGUCCACUCCUAGAAUUGUCUCAAGAUGUGAUCAAGGACAAAUGUCUUGUUCAGGGGAUUCACAGGUUAAAAUGAAUUUGGACACGAAUGGAUAUUCUAAAUGUUCAACUAAAAUAGCUGGAGAGAAAGCACUUGUCUUUUCCCAAUGGACAGGGAUGUUGGAUUUGCUUGAAGCUUGUCUAAAAACUUCCUCUAUUCAGUACAGGAGACUAGAUGGAACUAUGUCUAUUGUAGCCAGAGACAAAGCUGUGAAAGAUUUCAACACAAUUCCAGAGGUGACUGUCAUGAUUAUGUCUCUAAAAGCUGCAAGCCUGGGACUGAACUUGGUUUCAGCUUGUCAUGUACUCCUCCUGGACCUGUGGUGGAACCCGACAACUGAGGAUCAAGCAAUUGACAGAGCACAUCGCAUUGGGCAGACUCGUCCUGUUACAGUUUUGCGGUUGACUGUAAAAGAUACAGUUGAAGAUCGUAUUUUGGCUCUUCAGCAAAAAAAGAGAGAAAUGGUUGCAUCAGCAUUCGGAGAGGAUGAGAAUGGUGCUCGACAGACUCGUCUAACAACAGAGGACUUGGAAUACCUGUUCAGGAUAUAAAUCUCGAUUUUUUUUGCAGUAUAGGUGAUAUUUUAGUACACCAUGGGCAUCUCAUUUCAUUCUUUACCAUGUAGCAGACCAGAUAUGGUUCAGAUUCCGAGAUUCACACGUUGCAUCUUCAAAGUUCUAACAAUUCAUUGCUCCUUGUAUAGAAGUUGGUUUUAGCAUUAUAUAUCAAACAGCAACUGCAGUUUUGUUGGGCAUAUUGUAGAUCCAAUGAAUAGAGAUGUUAGAUGAUAUAGGUCAUUAGGUGCACUAUUUCCCAUAGUUUAAGCCUUCUCAGCAUAGCGCGAUUGUUGAUGUGUUAUUUCUUAUAGCGACAUGUAACUAUGAAUAUAAAAAGAAUACCACAAGAUGUUUCAGCUCUGAUCUUUA